AUGAGCGAUGAACAUAGUACUCCAGUGGAAACAAAAGAAAAAUCAAAUGCUGAUGAGCCAUCCACAACAAAAAUCAUCGCAUCUGUUCAGACCAUUGCUGUAGAGACUGGAACAAGAAGUUCAGACACCGUCGAUGUGCUGGCCCGUGAGGCAGAAGAUCUCCGAAGAAAGCUGGAAGCGGAACGAAGAAAACUGAACGAUGUGUCGAUUGAGCAAGCAGCUGAAAGUCUCGAACCACUAACACAGCUAAAUAUUAAACAACGUCGUAUAUUGAAAGGACAUGCUGGGAAAGUGCUCUGCAUGGAUUGGUCCUUAGAUAAACGACAUAUUGUUUCUUCUUCACAGGAUGGGAAAGUAAUCGUUUGGGAUGGUUUUACAACGAAUAAGGAACAUGCUUUAACUAUGCCAACAACAUGGGUGAUGGCUUGUGCUUACUCCCCUAGUGCGCAAAUGAUUGCUUGCGGUGGUUUGGAUAAUAAAUGUUCAGUGGUACCGCUGAGCUUUGAAGAUGAUAUCCUACAAAAAAAACGAUCGGUUGCAACACACACAAGCUAUAUGUCAUGCUGUACUUUCCUAAGAUCUGACAAUUUGCUUCUGACUGGUAGCGGUGAUUCAACAUGUGCAAUAUGGGAUGUGGAGAGUGGUCAGAUGAUUCAAAAUUUUCAUGGCCACAUUGGUGAUAUUUUUGCAAUUGAUGUGCCUAAAAGCGACACUGGCAAUAUUUUUAUUUCCGGGGGAGCAGAUAAGCAUGCAUUAGUUUGGGAUAUAAGAACUGGACAGUGUGUACAGAGUUUCGAAGGACAUGAAGCAGACAUCAAUACAGUUAGAUUUCAUCCAAAUAAUGAUGCUUUUGCUACCGGUUCGGAUGAUGCUUCAUGCCGAUUGUUUGAUUUACGCGCUGAUCGACAAGUGUGUGUUUAUGAAAAAGAAUCCGUCUUGUUUCCAGUGAACGGUGUCGACUUUAGUUUAAGCGGCCGUAUACUUUUUGCCGGUUAUGGUGAUUAUCGUGUUGGUGUAUGGGAUUCACUAAAAUGUGUGCGUCAUUCAGUCCUAUACGGUCAUGAAAAUAGGAUUUCAUGUCUAAGAACAAGUCCAGACGGGACUGCAAUAUGUACUGCCAGCUGGGACUGUACCAUUCGUAUAUGGGCAUGA
This is a messenger RNA of Brugia malayi, 1152 nucleotides long. RefSeq lists its product as uncharacterized. The coding region runs from base 1 to 1152 and encodes 383 amino acids. The transcript is spliced from 11 exons. The record is from RefSeq and is a predicted model, not a curated record. NCBI's taxonomy places the organism in Eukaryota, Metazoa, Nematoda, Chromadorea, Rhabditida, Onchocercidae. Gene Ontology annotation, biological process: G protein-coupled receptor signaling pathway; G protein-coupled dopamine receptor signaling pathway. Gene Ontology annotation, molecular function: signaling receptor complex adaptor activity; protein binding. Gene Ontology annotation, cellular component: heterotrimeric G-protein complex; cytoplasm.